Ostrinia furnacalis (Asian corn borer) is the source of this 12217-nucleotide messenger RNA. RefSeq names its product eukaryotic translation initiation factor 2B subunit beta (gene eIF2Bbeta). Gene Ontology annotation, biological process: translational initiation. Gene Ontology annotation, cellular component: eukaryotic translation initiation factor 2B complex. The record is from RefSeq and is a predicted model, not a curated record. The transcript is spliced from 27 exons. Lineage: Eukaryota; Metazoa; Arthropoda; Insecta; Lepidoptera; Crambidae. Gene Ontology annotation, molecular function: guanyl-nucleotide exchange factor activity; translation initiation factor activity.
ACCAAACAAAUGUCACGAUGAUUUUGACACAGAUUAUUUUUGAGGUUAUGUUUUGAUUUGAUUACGUUUGUAAUUUGGUUAUUAAAUCGUAUUAAUUAUUGAAGCGAGUUAUUUUUAUUUACAACUGUUCAAUAAUGUCGCCGUUAGAAGGGCCUGCUAAAGAACUAGACGAGAAGUAUGCAGAAAAAGUGGUAAAGUUCGUCUCCGAUGUCAGGAAUGGAAAGAUUGAAGGCUCAAACAAUAUAGCACUGGCUACACUCACACUUCUGGAGCAGAUCAUCCAGGACUCGGAGAAUGCUACAGCUUACGACCUAAUAAACGUGGUGCGUCUGUCCGGGCGCGCGAUCUGCGGCGCGCUGCCGCUGGAGCUGGUGCCGGCCAACAUCGUGCGCCGCGUGCUGCGCGCCAUCCGCGACGAGCACCGCGCGAUACACCAGAGCGGAGGAUCAGGCGCGGGUGGCGAAGGAGCGGGUGACAGCUUGCAGCGGUUAGUUUUGGCGGCGGCAGCACGGCGCGGUACGCUAGGCGCUGCGCAGCCCGAUUUGCGGGAGCCUUUGAGGGACCACAUUGCUGAGGUGCGCGCGGAACUGGAAUCGAGCACGGGCGCGAUCUGCGCGCAGGCCGGCUCGCACGUGCACGCCGACGAGCUCAUCCUCACGUGCGGCCACGCGCGCCUGCUCGAGCGCUUCCUGCGCGCCGCCGCAGCGCGCCGCAACUACCGCCUGCUGCUGGCCGAGCCCGCCGCCCACGCACAGAGCCACGCGAUGGCGGCGCGGCUGAGCGCGGCGGGCGUGCCGGUGACGGUGGUGCCGGCCGCCUCCGUGGCCGCCGUCAUGUCGCGCGUCAACAAGGUGAUCCUGAGCGUGCACGCCACAUUAUCAGGAGGGGCUGUGCUGGCGCCCGCGGGCUCGCACGCCGUCGCUGCCGCCGCUAAACACUACAGCGUGCCGGUGAUCGCGCUGUCCCCGCUGUACAAGCUGAGCCCGCUGCACGAGUGCGAGCGACGACAGCUCACCGCCGCCGGCGCGCCGCGCCACGUGCUGCCCUACGAGUGCGCGGAGACCGGCAGUGCGCACGUGAUCGCGCCGCGCUGCGACUACCUGCGGCCCGACCACAUCUCGCUGUUCAUCACCAGCCUAGGUGGCAGUUCACCGUCCUACGUGUAUCGACUGUUGUCGGAGCUGUAUGACCCUGAGGACCACCAGAUAUAACCGCUGGAUGGCGCACCUAACAUGAGUCAAGGAGGAUCACGGAGGCCGUACUCCCGCGGGGGCCCGCGGUGGCACCCUCGCUACAAGGAGUACUGGGACUACGAGCAGAACUACAGCGAUGGCAGCAGCGCCGGCAGUCCGAAGGAGGCGUGCGUGGCCAACUCGCCGCCGCCCGCGCCCGCCAAGCGCGACGUUCGUCAUCACCACGACCAGAGGAGGCUCAGCAUCGGAGGCAGCGGCGCCGGCGGCUCUCGACGCGCCGAGCGCCGCGCCGCCGGCACUUCUGAUCGGCGCCGAUCAGACCUGCGCGUGAGCCCCGGCGCCGGCGCCGGCCCGUCCGCCGAGCCGCCGCAUCUGUUGCAUCCGCCGCACCACCAUCAUAUGGACACGAACCCGCUGGAAGGGCCGGUGGAGUCCAUGGUGAGUGGCGGCGGCUCGUCGGACGGCGAGCUGUCCUCCAAGGCCGGCGACAGCCCCAGCCGCAAGCGCCGCCGCAUCUCCCGCCAUCUGUCCUCAGGCGAAAGCAAUGUGUCGGUCGCAGCACCCCCCGUCGAGAGACGGACGCCCCGGCAUCACUACCAACCUCCACGGCGAAUGCGUUACGUUUCCGGCGGCGCGCGAGGAGCGUGGGCGCACGAGCGACUGAUGGAGCCGCACGCGCCGCGGCCCGCGCACGCGCCGCACCCGCCGCACGCCGCGCCCCCGCACGCGCCGCGGCCCGCGCACGCGCCGCACGCGCCGCAUGCCGCGCCCGUGCUGCUCGACAUCAACCAGAUGUCGCUGCGAGGCGCGCGUUUAAGCGCACUAGGCGGCGGCGGCGUGUGGCCGCACCCGCACGCGCAUGCGCACCCGCACGCGCACCCGGCGCACUCGCACGCGCACCACGCGCGGGACCACGCGCCUCGCACGCAGAUGGGCGGCGUGUACGCGGGGCUGCAGUACCACGGCGGGUUCGCGCCGCGUGCGCCCUUCGCCUCGCCGCCGCACCACGCGCACCAUGCGCACUACCUCGCCGGCUCGCAGCGCGCUGAAGGUGGUCGCCUGGAGAUGUUAGGUGGCGGCGAGGGCGCGCUAUCUCCACUGCAGGCCGCGCCCGAUCUACAUCACGCGCCGCUGCUGCUCGCCACAGAGGCGCGCGGUAGUCCCCUGGAGCUGAUGGCUCCUCACCACGCGAGGCACGCGCUCUCACACCAUCAUCACCGUCGCAGCGGUUCAGGCGUGGGCGUGGGCUCAGGCGUGGGCGUGGGAGUUGGCGUGGGCGUGGGCGUGGUGGGCUCGGGUUCGCGCGCGGCGCGGCCCUACGUGCGGCACGCGCCGCGGUGGCCGCACCACACGAUACACCACAUACAUGCGCAGGGUGGCGGCGGACUAGUCGGCGCGGCGUUGCCUCAACUGCACGUGGCGUCGCCACUGUCGUUGCCUCCCCCUCCCCCUACGUAUCAGGUGUUCCUGAACCUGCUGGCGAUGUUCCCGGUGUCGCCGUACGCGGAGGCGCGCGAGGACGCGGGCGAGUCGCCCGAGACAGAGAACUACGAGGCGCUGCUGUCGCUCGCCGAGCGCCUGGGCGAGGCCAAGCCGCGCGGGCUGGCGCGCCAGGAGAUCGAGCAGCUGCCCAGCUACAAGUACUCGCCGCAGACGCACCAGGGCGAGCAGGCGACGUGCGUGGUGUGCAUGAGCGAGUUCGAGGCCCGUCAGACGCUGCGCGUGCUGCCGUGCGCGCACGAGUUCCACGCCAAGUGCGUCGACAAGUGGCUGCGGUCUAACCGCACGUGUCCAAUCUGCCGCGGGAACGCGUCGGAGUACUUCAACAACUCCGAGUGACUCAGCGCGCGCGUCCCCGCCCCGCACCGCGCGCGCCCCCGCCCCGCCGGCCGGGCCUGUCGCGGCCGCGGGCUUCUACUAGUGCUGCUGCCGCGACUCAUACUGCGCGCCGCGCCGCCGCCAGCGGUACCGAGAAGGCGACACUUUUAACGCUAUCUACUGACGCGAAUCGAAGAAAAAUGAAAAUGUGGAAACAGGAUUUGACAUGAAGGCUAAAGUGUAGUGAAGCGCGCGAAGCUUGAUCGCAUACGGGUCAUAUUUGUGUGAGACUGUGAAUUGAACUUUUUAGGUUUACGUUUGUUAGUUGUAGGCGGUUUGAAACGGUCGGAGGUCCUUUUUUGGCUGAUCCUUAGCUUUAAAAUAGGACCCCCGAUUUUGACGUGAAAUUCGAACAAAACGCAGUCUGCCCGGUGUUGGUUCACACGGACGAUUUUAACGCUAAAGUGUCAAUGUUCACCGGUCAGACUGUAACAUCUAAGUUUCCGCGUAAUAGGUUUUGGACGCUAUUUGUGAAGUGUUAAAGUCGUUUUCGCAUCGUGUAGUAUUAAGUGCCAGGACGCUUGAAGUGCGUUUGCCAAAAUAUCGUAAUAUUCCUUUCUAACAAUGAUUCCUUCGCUUUAGUGUCGUCGCUCGACAAAGUGGCGACGAAAUAACCCGUCAAUUUAGUUGUUAAUUAAUUUUGGAGUUACCGCGCCCCGGAAUGAUCCUCACGUAAGUUAGUUGGGUGUAAGCAUGUUAGUCGGCCUUAGUUGCGUUAGUUUAGUCGUUUAGUUGAGGCCUGAGCGGCGCCGGGGGACUGACGCCAGUUUUAGUUAAGUCGCAACUAACUCGUGCAAUCGGACGCGCUGAUUCCUUUGGGAUCAAUUUUAGAUAAUUCAAUUUGUGCAAUUCUUAGAUCAAUUUAUUGAUUCAUUAUGAAUUGGGGUGUUUCUCAUGCAAUAUAAAGAAUUAGUCGAAAAAAAAGUUUAAAUAAUUACGAAAAAAUGUAAAAUUUUAUAAGAAAAAAAAGUUGUUUAUUUAAUUUUCGUUAAAUGUAAUAGUGCAAUUAAUUAUUUUUGCUUAUCGUAAAUAACAAAUAGUAUAUACGUUUUUGUUUUUACAUUAUUGUUAACAUUGUUACACCAUGUGUUAUUGUGUGUUACACGAAUUGUUAUCGUUGUAUGAAGUAACGGAGCGUUGGUCCCCGGCGACGCAGCCGCGUUUUUACACUUCUUUUAUUUUCCUAAACUUAAGACUAAGUUUUCUUGAUUUUCUGUCAAUGUGCACAUAAAGUUCAGUUUUCAAUCGUCAAAAAAAUAAACAUUACAAAACCAUCAUAAAUAUUUUACAUCUGUUCCGUGAAAACAAGAUAAUUUAGAUUGAACUUCACUAUUGGUAAGUUCAUUUGAUCAUCUAAUAAUGCUGGAUAAAUGAACUUUUGUUACAGAGACGGAAGAAAUCUUUAUUUACAGUAUUCGUUAAACUGAAUGUGUGUUACAUUGGUGGAAUAUCAGAGACAGGUCGUUAUGUACAUGGAUAAAUAUAUUGAAUGGUGUUCCUGUUGUAUGUUUGUGUUGACUUCUUUUUGUUUGUUUUUAAUCUUUGGGUGGAUGUGUUUGCGCGGUCGGCGGCUUAAUGCAAUAGUAUUUAUAAAAGUUAUUCCCAAGUAAAUUCCAAAGGCGUAGACAAAAUCACAAAACUUAACGAAUAUCCAAGUAGCAAGAGCGAAUGUGUGGUUUAGCGCCAUCUAGCGGCAAUAGUGUAAAAAGUCUCGCCUCUGCCGACAAUAGUAUUUAUGUCAAUGAUAAUAAAGUACAAAAUCAUACAUCUUUAGCCGCCGGUCGCACGCUCGUUGUGGUCCGCACGUGCAAUAACCGCCUGUAUGUAUACGUGGGUAGGGUUCACUUCGCCUCGGCACGACGCGUACUUGGCUGGGACUGGGUUACAUGUUGGUUCUUCGAGCGAGCUAAAGAGCGUAACGUAUCGCUUAAUAUCUUGAAUCUUUAGGAAAGAACAAUUUAUAUUUCUAUUCUCAUAAAGAGCCAUCGGAGUAGCUGUAGCUUUUAUAUGGGAGAGAGGUCUAGAGUUCAGAAAUGGCGCUUGUUCCCAAUGAGUCACACCCAAACUCGUUGGGAAAAACAUUCCCAUCCAGUAACACUGGUACUGAUCAUACACAUAAAGCACCUUUAAUUUCGGGAUAUAAGAAAUUUUAUUCUAAAAAAAAACAAUGUGCAAAUACAAUAAAAAUCAAAAUAAUUAAGUACUCUAAUGCUUACAGUAAGAAUAUACAGGUUAACGAGUAAGGGUGUGACUGGAUAAGAUUUUUUUCCCAACGAGCAACAGUGUUACUCUUUGUAACAGUGUUACUAUUAAUUUGUAACAGUGUUACUCUUUGUAACAGUGUUACUAUUAAUUUGUAACAGUGUUACUCUUUGUAACAGUGUUACUCGUUUAGGUGUGACUCGUUGGGAACAAGCGAGAAAUGGGGCAAGGUCCCAUCCUGGCUGGAAAGAGACAACAGUAUCCCGCUCCUGGUUGUGAAAUUGUGCUAAAACUAGUAGGUCUGGCUUGUAUGCGUGACGUUUGCGGGACGCUCUGACAAACGCUUUAACCAAUUCUGGCAGGUUAAUGUAUUCUGGCAAGAAGGAUCGAGUGGCCAAAAUUAUAAAAGUGGAACGAACGCAGUCCAUCAAUUCUGGGAGAUCGGUUGGAUUAUUUCUAGAAGAUCUUUUCUUUUAUCACAAUAAUUAUAGACAUGAAUUAUUUUAUUUACUCUCACUUGAUGUGCCUUAUUGCUUGUUUUUAACUGAUUCUAGCAAUAAAGUUAAUGAAUUCUAGCGAAGUGUUAGUUUGCUUUGUUUCGACAAUAAUCUUGUUGUUUUAUUUUGUGUCGUGUAACAUAUCCUAUCGAGUAAGGUUGUCUCUCAUAGAGACGUGUACAUACUUUACUUAAAUUAAUAACGAAGGCUUCGUUUUUCUGGGAAGUGCUGGCAACGUUAAUGAACUUUUUCUCAUUGUUUUUCGUUCGUUUUUUUUAGAUUUCGUAGAUUGUCAUCACAACUAGAUUGUAGGUAAUCAUUAACAAACAAUGCAGUCGACAUACGACCCAAUGGCAAAUACGGUCGUUAAACCAGUAUGUUACCUACUUAUCUUAUUAAGAGUUAAUUAGGCUUGUGCUACAUGUUUGCUCUAGGGUUGAUUUUAAAUGACAAAGACUCAUCGGAUAGUGUAAAUUUCGCGUCGUUGCCAGCUCUCUGCCUUUCUGCUACUUGCUAUUCCGUCAGAGCGGCUCCGCGGCAGGCAGUAGUUAGCAGCCAAUAUUCACAGAUGGAUUCUCUAAAGGUAAAACAGAAUUUAGGUACCUACCUUUGUAUAGAAAUUAUCAAAAUUGAGAUUUGCAAAAAAAGAAAGAAUGUUACUAAUCAUUGUAAAAUGUCCCUAUGAAAUAUCUAAAUCGUCUUUGUGAGAAAAAAUGGUAAAAUCUGGUACCUAAAAUCUGUUUUAUUGAUGCAAACAUCUCAAAAACCCAAUAAUGUCCAUUCGAUUUCAUUCCAUACCUUUCCAAAUGAUAUUACUAAACACUUAACAUUCUCAGUGUGUUUUAAUUGUACUUGUUAUUUUGUAUUAUUCAAUUAUUGCGUAUAUCAUUGAUAUUAUAAAUUUCACCAAUAUUUGUAACUCAAAGUGGGACACUUCCUAAUUAUUUCCGCAACCUCAGCUCAUUCACAACCAAUAUAUUUUUAUGUUGUUGGUAAAAGGAGAUCACACUUAAGCAAGUUAAUGUAUUCUGGCAAUAUUAUAGUUAAAGCAAUAUUUAAAGAGACUUGAAAUUAUGGCAAGUCAAUAGAUUUAUAGUUGACAAAAAAAAAUCAAAAGUUUAACGAAAUGUGCAAUACUGAAACAAAUUAUAAACCAUUGAAGGUUGAGUAGAAUUAACCAACUGCGAACCUAUAAUGAGUAAAUUGCUACAGUAGGUACUAAUAUUGGUGAAUUAUUUAAUAUACGUAAUUCUGUUUGUUUUUCUUGUGACUCUAACAGCCCCGAGGUUUGAUAUCCAGCUUCUGCUUUUUAAUCAAUGCACGGUGUACUUACAUAUGAAUCGCAUCCAAACAUUUUAACAAAAUCUUCACUGCGUUACGGUUUGUGGUGACGUAACACUUUGUGCUCGUAGCUCGGGGCUUCGUGCCAUGUUUCUGAUUGUUGUCCAUCGCGAGUACUUCCCGGCCUGAUAGGGGGCGCCACUCGCGACUUGACACUCGAUAAAACCACAAACAAACUAUAUGGGGUUCAGAGAAACGAAGAAAUUGACAAUAUUGGCAUUAAUGAACUAAGAAAUGUAAACACGACGUUAAAACUACUGAAUUAUCGAGUUGCAAGCGGCGAGCGAGGCGCCCCCACCACUUCGUCCUUGUAUAGUUGUAUCGUUUACUAGUUAAGGUAGUUACUACGAUUAUUAUCUGGCAUUUUAUUUCUUUAAGCGCUUCCCUUUAUAUAUUAUUUUUGUCUCCAGUAUUUUAACGUUUGCCGCUUUGUUAGUUUUGGUUUUACGUAAAUUGUAACGUUGUGAUUGUGACGGUGGUCGAGUUUUAUGUAUUGUUACAUUUUGCACGGAUUGUAACACUAUUUUUGUAACAUUGAAAAUUAUAAAUGAGUCAUUUCUCUUUUAGAAUUUCUCGUGUAAAGAAUACAGUAAAUAGAUAUGUUUUUUUAAAUUUUGUAGACUAUUGUGAUGUGUUUUAUGACGCUUGUGUUACAAUCUGUGUAGAAUACGGAAUGUCACGGAUUAGUGUGUCUUCCUGCGGACUGGUUCCGUGUUAUAUAGCAAUAAGGUUCAUAUUUGAUUGCAGUUGGCCAGCUCUGUGAGACAUUGUAAGUUUUUUAGUUGAAUUUUAUGUUUUUUUUUUUACAAGAUAGUUCAUUUUAUCAGUUGGUAGAACAUUAAUUUAAUUAUUGUUUUUACUAUUGUUGAUUGGUUAAUAUUUUCAAAAAAUACUAAUGUAAUUUGAGUUUGUUUUUCUUUAAUUCUGAUUGUUUCAUCGUGUAAAAUGUAUUUCCAAAUUACAGUAAUUGUUAUUGAAAUUUUUAUUGUUUUGCGUUGCAUGAAUUGUUUUGUCGAGCAGGGCUGCCAACCGCAUAAUAUUGUUUCGUUUUUCGCUCAUAUUAUAUUACUUUUAACUAACGCAUAUCACAGUUACGUAGACAAUAGUGUACGCUUCUCGCUCGUGCUAGCAUAGGUGCGAGCGAGAGGCAAACAAUUGUGUACGUUACUAGUGGACGCGUGCACGUCUUGUCUACAUAUCGGAUCUGCCGACUCCGUCUGUCGUGCGGCGUAUAUACCUGACUUUUCAAAUUGUGUGAAUUAUGCUAGGCUAGUUGAAUAAAUCAAAAAUUAUACUUAACUUUUUUAUUGUAAAAGGAAAUUAAAAAAUGUAUUGUUAUUUUAGUUUGUUUGUGCUGUGCCACGCCGCAUUGACCGGAAUCUGUAAUAGUAAAUAUUGACGGGAGGAGUGACAGCUGUCAAACAAAUGACAUCUGCUUUUUGUCCACCUGGUUUGCGAGUGCUCAUAUCUUUCACAUUUAUUGCAAUUCUUUAUUAUAUGGCAAUAAUUGUAGUUGCCACACGAGGACAUUUAUUGUAUUUGCAGCUAUCUAAAUAUUCUAGCAGGCAGAGAUAUAUUUUGACAGCUGUCACUCGGCCCGAUGUCCAAACGCCAGCCAUUUUACCAAAGCAUCGCGGCGGCCGCGCUGUGUCUCGCUCGCGCGGCGCCGCGCGCCCGCCGCGCCAUAAGAUGUGAUCACAUCGCGCCGGUCGCCUGGCAGUCGCCAGUCGGUCGCCCGUCGGUCGCCCGUCAGUCGCCCGUCAGUCGCCUGCCAGUCGUCCGUAGCGCGCGUCUCGUCCGCCUCGUUGUGCUCAGUCGUUUUUAUUUUAUUAAAUGCACUGCUAUUGUAUUUUGAGUUGUUUUUAUUUGCCUCUUUUUAUCCCCGAGUUAUGAGGUAUUCGAGUUAUGCUGUAUUUUUUUCUUUUCUUGACUUGAUUCGGUAAAAAGUGGACUCGAAUGUCGUUAAUUUUUUGUUGCCAAUUAUUUUUUAAAAAUAUUAUAUUUUUGUUGGCAAUCAAUUAAAGAAAAAUGUUUUUUUGCUGCUCUUAAAUAUCAUACAGGUUGCACAUACAUUUCAAUUUCAGGUUUAAUUUUAUUUGAAGUUUGCUAUUCGAGCACUAAGUUCAAGGCAGAAACAGUACCUUAGUAGUUGUAGCAUAUCACUAAGUGCCAAAGUUUAGUAUUUCCUCGCGGAGCUUCGGAACGCUUGGAACAUUACACAAGCUGCCAAUAACGCUUGUUCACAGUUUAUUGGAGUAUUUAAUAAGAUUUUUUAUUAUAUUUACAAAAAUUACGUAACGGUGUUGUACUUUAGAAAUGUCUAAAAUGAACGAAAAAAUCGAAAUAGUAUGUAGGGACCACUUUGUUUCGAGUUUUUAAUUAUGAAGUUGUCACGCUACGAUUGAUUGUAGAUAUCUUUUGCUAUCCCAGAACGAUUACAAUAAUAAAUUGGGUCGUUACAAUUAUGAACAUAAAUUGUACAAAAUGAAAAACUAAAUGUUGUAACCUUUACAUUGCAAUCUUUAUCAUAGUAAUAAUUAUUGAUGUUUGUUUUGUGAAAUGUUCAACUUCUAUUUGUCAAUUGUCUCUAAUUUUAAAACGUGUACACUACCCUUUAGAUGUGAUGUGGCCGACCGCUUCUGUAAAUGAUCUGUAAUUAUUGUAAAAAUGUAUCAAUUGAUCAUAAACUUUCUCGAGUGUUGUCAGUCGUGUAAAAAUUUACCAAAUUGUUAGAGAGUGUGACGUAGAGUCUUGCCACUGCUUCAGCCGGGACGGCCGGUCGCGGCACUGUCCAUUACGAUAGCGUAGAGUAGCGUGUACAUAGCCCUGUAUGUAACGCCCGUGUAAUCAUAGUGAACAUAUAAAAGUAUUUUUGCAUGAAUUAUUGUAAAGUGUCUGGUGUGUGUAGCGAGCCAUGUGACUUUAUUUGAAACGAUAUUACGGUUGCUGUUAGCGAUCAUUUGCUGUUUAUUUUCCAAAUAAUUCGGUUCCUGAAAACCGAUUCUGUUAUUUCUAAUUGUUCCAUUGAUUCCUAAAUGUAAAAUGAAAGUCGAAAGUUACUAAUUUGACAAGAUGUAACAGAAUCGGGCCCGUUUGAGGCCAGUUUGGGUCCGCUUGGUGUGGUGAUCAAUGAGUUGCGCGGUUCGUUCCAGUUUCAGGGCCUUUAGUGUGUGUAGUAGUUUUCGAGACUAAGUAAAGCACAUAUUGUGAUGCGUCGAUGGCCGAAGAGCCGCACUAUGCAAUAAAUUUUCUAUACGAUUAAUAAGUAAACGAACACGAUCGAAUGGCGCUUGCGGCGCCGCGUCGUUCCUCAUCCGAGUUGCACUUAUAUUAUAGUGUCGUUUGUAAUCUUUACUUUGAAUAAAUAGAUGUUUAUAAAAACCGUCAAACAAAUUCUAAAUUCGUGUAUUUAAAGUUUACGAAUAUUUACGAAUUGCGUAAUCAGUUUCUAAUGUAAAGAUGUUUUGUAACGUACUCGAUAUCUAUUGUUUGGAUUAGAAACUUCGAUGGGUCCUAAACCGUUCACAUUUCAUGUAAAAUUGUAAAGUAGGUGUGGUCAAGGUGUGAGUAUGAUGUACUGAGCUUGGACGUGUUAACACUUUCUGGAAACUACUAAUUUUUCAGCCAUUUUUCUGCACUAACUGAUAUUUUAUCUGUAACGAAUGGCAACACUUAUUCGUUAUUGCGUUGUGUUGGCAACAUUCCCUCGUCCAGGCCCGGUGGUGUGUCAGUGCGGUAGGUUCUCGAAUGUUGGGUGUCGUGAGCGUUCACCUUUUAUAUUGGAAAUUAAGGUUUUUGCGUCGGCUAAUAGCUCCUUGAUAAAUGGAUGUUCAAUAAAAUUAUAGUACUUAUAAAUUUAUAGACAAUAGAUACAAAAUUAUCUAAAGCUGUGGUUAAAUAGUAUAUUGAAGAAGCUACCUCCUACGCGUUAUAACACCAAAGUGAAUUUAAUAGAUGACUAGUUAAAUGUUAUAUAGCUUGGUGCAGGGAGAUUUUCGCAUAACGUCGAUCCAUUUUGUUGUGCACCCUCAAGAGUUAAUAGACGCACUAUCUUUAUAGUUCGUAGCAUUCUCCAGCUCCGCAAAGGGCUCACUUUAAUAGCGUAGUGUUACUUCCUGGUUUAAUGGACUACUUGGAACUGGCAACACUGUAGAUAUGUACCAUCCUAGACUGCAUCUCACUUAACACCAGGUGCGAUUGCGGUCAAAUACCUGCCUUGGCUAGCAUAAAAAAAAAACCUUUGGUUAUUUGGGAGAUAUCAUAGAGGUAGGGAUUCUCAGAUGGUUCAAACCCGAAGUGCAAGUGUGGUUUUGUUCCUCAGUCGAUGAAGCACAUGAUGACAUGCCCUGCGUGCCCAACCAACUGCACGCAGGAAGACUUGAAUGCUACUGACAACUCCACUCUUGUAGCAGAGUUUUGGGCGGACACUGUGUAGGUUUGCUGUCGACACGACAAGAAGAGAUAGAGGUAGGGCUUUGGGUAACGCGCUAAUUGCCAAUUAAUAAUUUAAUUUCCACUAGUAAGGAUCGUUAUUAAAGUGAGCCCUUUGCCUCAGGCGCUCCACCCGCGAAACGCGAGCUAUCAACUUGUUGCUCAAUAAUUAAGUAUUGGUAUUUUUUCUGAGUAUUGUAAUGUGUGUCCUUAGCUCGUGAGUGCCGGAUUAUUCAUAGCUGGCGACAGCUAAAGCCGAUUUACUUAAGUGUGAUUACCGAUUUGUACCAAUAGGACUGGCGUGAUCAUUGUGUAGCAGUGAUAUUACAAUUGAGACUACAUACGUGAGGAGUUAGGUAGCUAACCACUGAAAUCCUAAGUACAAAACAUAAGAUCAAUUAACUUAAUGACGUCAGUCCUGUACCGCGAUCCUGCUCCGCAGUAGCAGUUCUUAUAAUUAUAGGACCAACCUUUUGUAAUUUAAUACUCGAUUUAGUAAUGGUCUGUACGUCACGCGUCAGCGCGAAUCCUUGACGAACGUUCGUGGCUUGCGAACACGAGACAUCACAUAUCCGUGCGUUGGGUUCAAGCUUCGAAUGGGGAAUGUUUAAAAAUGCGUGGAAACAAAGCAAUAAUAGUUAUUAGGAUCCGCGUAGUGUUCAAAUUUAACGUAUU